GACCCUUCUUUCCCUGCCUGUCCUAUUCUGCCGCUGUGAAGCCUGUUUCUGUGACUUCCCUUCUCCCUCUUAAAUUCCAGUGAGGCAUCCUCUUUUUCCUCCUGGGUGCUGCAGGGGGACCAUUGAGAGUAUAGGUGAGACAGUCUCCUUGCUCUGAGUUCCACUGCCCCAGCAUCUGGGUGCUAAGAGCAACAAUGAUUGGACAAGUCCUGCUUAGCCCCUGGAGCCUUGGACUGGAACAGGCUCAGUCACUCUGGGGAUGUUGCCUGCUCAGUCUGGGUGCCCCAUAGGAGCUAUUUGGGGUGGAGAGUGCUCACUAGAGAUAGAAUCUUACCUGAUAAUUUACCUGCUAAAUUCUAACACGUUUCUACUGAGCAUGUGCAAAUUCUGAUUUUUCAUAGACAAGUAACUUGGCCAAAUUUGGGUGAAUUGUCACAGGGGCAGAGCUAACAUGUCUGUUGUUCUAUGAAAACAAAGACAAAAAGACUGUAAUUGUACUGUGAAAUACUCUAUAUAUUGCUAUAUCCUGCAUUCAGAAAUGGAAUGACAUCACAUGCUGGAGUCCGUUAUUGUGCUAAUAAAAUUAGUAAUAUUCAAUUUUUGUAUUGAGUUCUAACUCAGGGUAUUCUUAUAAUUAUGACUUUGUAUCAUUGGUAAUCAAUUAGUUUCUUCCUCAGUCGUCUUAUUUGCUAGUGAUUAUGUAGGUAGGCAUAUAUAUUAGGUAAUGAGUUCAUAUUUUUUUUGUAUUCAUGUAAUGGUAAUAUAUUGACAAGUAAAGUAACUGUUAAUCCAAAAAAAUUUUCUGUGUGAGCUAGUCAGAUUUGCAUUUCCAACACACAAACUUUAAUGUGGAAUUUCUGCACAAAGUAAAGGGACUAGGGACUUUUCCUGUAAAUUACUCAAGCAGAGAUAUGCCAAAGCAAUAUCGUUUUCUUCUAAACAAGGACUUGUUGUGGGUUCAGUUCUCAGGAUUCCACAGAGAUUUACACCAUCAUAUGGACAAUUCUUUGGUAUCCAUUUCAGAUGAACCGGACACAUUAUACAGGAAAUUAUCAGUUUUAGUUAAAGGCCAUGAUAAAACUGUGUUGGACAGUUAUGAAUAUUUUGCAGUGCUUGCUGCUAAAGAACUUGGCAUCUCCAUUGAAAAAGUACAUGAACCUCCCAGGAAGAUAGAACGAUUCACCCUUCUGAAGUCAAUACACAUUUUCAAGAAGCACAGAGUUCAGUAUGAAAUGAGGACACAUUAUAGAUGCUUGGAGUUAAAACAUUUAACUGGCAGUACAGCUGAUGUCUAUUUGGAAUACAUCCAAAGAAAUUUACCUGAAGGGGUUGCCAUGGAAAUAAAAAAGACCAAAUUAGAGAAACUACCUGAACAUAUUCAGAAGCCCAUUUGGGACAAGCUACCUUCAGUAGAAGAAACAGCAAGCACGUCAUGAGCCCUUCAUGUACUAAAGCUUUUUCACAUCUGUUAGCAAUGGAAGCUCAGCCUCUGCCUGUUAACAUUUUAAACACAGCAUCUUCUCAGAGGUGUUACCCUCUAUCCAACCUCAAACCCUGUCUUAAUUUUGCAAACAAUACUUAAAAAUUAUGAUGAGACAGGUCAUUUGCUACCCUAAUUAUCAGUGAGUUAGGAUCCCAGCUCCAGGCCAUUAGCAGAAAGACUGGACUGCUGUGAAAAUGUUUUGUCUGUUUUUCUUUUAUCUAAGUCUUAUGUGGCCAAAACUUGAUAAAUGUACAUGAACAGGUCAUGGAUGUACGGUAAUGGCUUAUUUCUGCAUAAACACCACAGGAUUUGUGAA
Molecule: messenger RNA, 1799 nt
Organism: Gopherus evgoodei (Goodes thornscrub tortoise)
Lineage: Eukaryota; Metazoa; Chordata; Testudines; Testudinidae
Gene: MRPS10
Product: mitochondrial ribosomal protein S10
Exons: 7
Coding region: 912-1436 (174 amino acids)
Biological process (GO): translation
Cellular component (GO): ribosome; mitochondrion; mitochondrial small ribosomal subunit
Molecular function (GO): structural constituent of ribosome
Source: RefSeq, a predicted model, not a curated record